AUGUCUUUGGCUCCAAUUGACCUGUUCAAAGGAUGGCCAGCCACGCAUCUCCUUCCAAUCAACCGCUUCAAGGAAGCCGCCACCAAGAAACUAUCCGAUAAAUCGAUCCUGGAAGAGGCUUUCGGUUAUGGACCCGACGAAGGACAUUUCCCUCUUCGUCAGAAUAUAGCCAAAUGGCUGUCAGAUUUCUAUGCGCCUGCGCAACCUAUUGAGGCAGAGCGGAUCUGUAUUACCGGCGGCGCGAGUCAGAAUUUGGCUAGUAUUUUGCAGGUCUUUACCGAUCCCUUGCGAACCGAACGUAUCUGGCUCCCGGUGCCGACUUAUCAUCUCGUGUAUCGAAUAUUUGAAGAUUCCGGGUUCCAUGGGCGGAUGGGCGGUGUUCCGGAGGAUGAAUCGGGUAUGGAUGUCGAUGCUCUUGAGGAGGCCCUGGAGAGGUUCGAGAGUAGCCAUGCAAAUGAAAGCUCAUCGGGUCACUAUACUGCUAAGCCACACAUGGAGUACAGGAAGAUCUACACGCAUGUCAUCUACUGUGUUCCCAGCUUUUCAAAUCCCUCGGGGACGGUCAUGUCAAUCAAACGACGCGAGUCACUGGUCAGAAUUGCUCGAAAGUACAAUGCUCUCAUCAUAAGUGACGAUGUGUACGACUUUCUCUGCUGGACUCCUGGGUCUAGCACCGGAACCAUUGGGGAGUCUCUGAAACGUUUUGUCGAUAUCGACCGCACUCUCGAUAAUGGGCCUCACGAUCGUUUUGGCAACGCCGUGAGCAAUGGAUCAUUCAGUAAGCUCAUUGGUCCUGGCUGCCGAGUCGGUUGGGCUGAAGGAACCGCGAGCUUUGUCUACGGGCUGUCUCAAGCUGGUCAAACUCGAUCUGGCGGUGCUCCUUCGCAGUUGAUGUCCACUUUUAUCAACGAGCUCCUUGAGAGCGGAUUCGUGCAGCAGUAUGUCACAACAGAGCUCAUUCCCCAAGGCCGUCGGCGGUAUACCACGAUGUCGUCCGCCGUCAGCGAGUUUUUGGUUCCUCUCGGUGUCACCUUCUCACCGGAUCAUGAGAAAGGCGCCAUGGCCGGGGGUUACUAUAUUUGGCUCAAUCUUUCUGAGCCACUCACUGCUGCUGAAAUAUGCCAAAAUGCAGAGAAAACGCAAAACCUUGUAGUAGGGAGCGGUGACAUCUUCAUAGUCCCGGGUUGCUUGGCACCUGGGAGCGUGCAUCGGGGUUUAAGACUGUGUUUCAUGUGGGAAGAUAGUGAACGACUGGUUGAGGGUGUGAAGAGACUGGCGGUUGUUAUCAAAGCAGUGCAAGAUGGGGGCCAUGUAUAG
This is a messenger RNA of Penicillium cinerascens, 1317 nucleotides long. RefSeq names its product aminotransferase-like domain-containing protein. Lineage: Eukaryota; Fungi; Ascomycota; Eurotiomycetes; Eurotiales; Aspergillaceae. Bases 1 to 1317 code for a protein of 438 amino acids. The transcript has 3 exons. Gene Ontology annotation, biological process: biosynthetic process. The record is from RefSeq and is a predicted model, not a curated record. Gene Ontology annotation, molecular function: L-2-aminoadipate:2-oxoglutarate transaminase activity; pyridoxal phosphate binding.